Lithohypha guttulata is the source of this 2949-nucleotide messenger RNA. RefSeq lists its product as uncharacterized. Gene Ontology annotation, biological process: regulatory ncRNA-mediated post-transcriptional gene silencing. The transcript is spliced from 3 exons. The record is from RefSeq and is a predicted model, not a curated record. The coding region runs from base 1 to 2949 and encodes 982 amino acids. Lineage: Eukaryota; Fungi; Ascomycota; Eurotiomycetes; Chaetothyriales; Trichomeriaceae. Gene Ontology annotation, molecular function: RNA endonuclease activity; single-stranded RNA binding; protein binding.
AUGGCAGACCGAGGCAGAUGGAGUGGUAGAGGAGGUCGAGGAGGACCAGGGCGUGGAGGACCAGGCCGAGGUGGUCCAGGUCGGGGUGGUCCAGGUCGAGGUGGAUAUAGUCAACCAGCACCUGCAUCUGCGUCGACCUUCAAGCAAAAUGGCCAAGUGCAUCAGCCCAGCCAACACAUCGCGCAGCUCGAAGAACAGUCCAUGGCUGGCGACCUCCAAACCAGCCUGCAGAAAAUGAGUCUGACUGAGAAGACCUUGAUUCCAGCCCGACCAGGGUACGGCACGAAGGGUAGACCUGUGAAGUUGUGGACCAACUACUUCGAGCUUCUACCGACUGAAGAUGCUCCUUUCAAUCGUUACGCCAUUCACUUCAAGGAAGAGCCCAAACCAGGAGCUACUAAAGAUAAAAACGCCGAAGACCAAGGGCCGAAAGGCAGGAAGCUGGAAAGACUGGUCCAUCUUCUUUUGGAACAACUACCAAAAGUCCCACUUGCAACCGAUCACAGUUCGACCAUGCUCUCUACUCGACCUCUUGGCUUCACUUCGAAAGAAUUCCUCGUUGUGUACCAUUCCGAAGGUGGAUCUGGACCAGACAGUAAAUCACCAAAAUUCAGGGCUAAAGUUGAAUUCACAGGAACAUUGACGUUCGGCGCCUUGCUUGCAUACCUCCAAUCGACCGACAUGACAGUCGACAGGCCUGGAAUCAAGGACGAAAUCAUACAAGCCACGAACAUUGUGCUAGGUCAUUCCAUGAAAGCAAAGUCUGAUAUCCUGAUCAAAAAAACAAAGGGGUCUAGGAACAAAUAUUUCCCCACAGGUAAGAGCAGCAAUCUAGUCGAGCACUGGAUGUUAUCUAGCGGACUAGAAGCUUUCCGAGGCUUCUUUAUGAGUGUUCGAGCAGCUACUGGUCGUAUCUUGCUGAAUGUCCAGGUCCAACACAUUAUUGCUUGGGAAGCCCAGCCUCUCCUAGACUUGAUGAGGAAGUUCCGCAGUGAGAAAAUGAGGUGGGAAGAGGCAAAUCGCAUGAUUGCAGGUCUCUAUGUUCAUGUCUCACACUUGAAGAACCGCUUGAAGAACCGCUUGAAGCGUAUUGAAGGAUUGGCGACACCACUGGACGGAAGAGGAACCAAAGACCCUCCACAAGUACCGCAGUGGGGAGCCACAGCAACUGAGGUCAAGUUUUGUAAGGACAACCAAUACAUUUCGGUCGCAGACUACUUUCAGAAACAGCACAAGAUCGCGGUUCACGGACCAGUUGUUAAUGUUGGCAACAGGAAGAACCCCAUUUACAUGCCCUCAGAAGUCUGCACGAUCAAGUUGAACCAGGACUACAGAAACAAGUUGUCACCAGAUGCGACAGCUGAGAUGAUCAAGCAUGCCGUUCGACGAGCUCCUGUCAACGCACAGACCAUUGUCAGUAAUGGCAUCGGUCUCCUGAAACACAACAGCGAGGCAAUGCUAAACACGUUUGGUGUUAAGAUUGACCCAUCCAUGAUUGUUGUCAGCGCACGUGUACUGCCUGCAGUCAACCCAGAGUAUCGGGGAGGAAAUCACGCCAACCCAUCUGACGGUAGCUGGAAUAUGAGGAACGUCACAUUUGCUAGAGGAGCUAACCAGUCAGCAUUGCGUUGGUCCUAUGUCUGGAUCAAAGUCAACGGUUACGGCGGACGGUUUUCUAGGAUCUCAGAGGUCGCCACGUGUGUCAACAAAUUCCACUCAAUGCUCGGAAAAUGUGGCAUUGCGGUUCCGAAAGCGGUAGUAGGCACGGAGCUAGAUCUCCAAGAUGCUCAAGAUCCAGUGCCACAAAUCGGGGCCUUCUUCGCCGCUCAAGCCAAGCUUCUUCCUAAGACGAAGCUUCUCCUCGUGGUGUUGCCAAACACAAGCUCGGUGAUCUACAAUGCUGUAAAGCGAGCAGGCGACAUCGAGUCCGGCGUCCACACCGUAAAUGUCAUAGCCGAUGGUCGUAAAUUUGCGAAAGCGAUACAAGACGACAACCCACAGUACUUUGCCAAUGUCGCCCUCAAAUUCAAUCUCAAACUCGGUGGCCAGAACCAGGAGCUGAGACCUGCUGACCUUGGCUUCAUCAGUGAAGGUAAGACAAUGCUUGUUGGUCUCGACGUUACACAUCCUGCACCUGGUUCUACUUCCUCCGCACCCAGUGUUUCAUCGAUUGUGGCUUCGGUGGACAAUAGGCUAUCGCAGUGGCCAGCAGAUGUCAAGCUUCAGAAGGGGUAUACAGAAAUGAUCGAAGGUCUGCAGGAAAUGUUCAAAUCACGACUGAGCUUAUGGCAGAGUCGCAACUCUCAACUACCAGAAGAAAUUCUCAUCUAUCGUGAUGGAGUAGGCGAGUCAAUGUACAGCCUGGUCAUGACUAAAGAGUAUCCACUCAUUCGAGCAGCAUGUCAAGAAGUCUAUCCAGCACCAAAGACCAAAGCUGGAAUACCGUCCAUCACCAUUGUCAUCUGUGGCAAACGACAUCAUACUCGCUUUUAUCCAACUGACGAGGACAGCGCAGAUGCUCGCACAGGCAGCCCUCGACCUGGCACCGUUGUUGAUCGGGGCAUCACAGAGACACGUGUUUGGGAUUUCUACUUGCAGGCACAUAGUGCUCUUCAAGGUACGGCCAAACCUUGUCAUUAUGUUGUCGUCCACGAUGAAAUCUUCCGACGACGAGCUUUCAAGAAAGCAAGAGAUGGUCGUUCCCCAGGACAGCAUGCACAGGAUGAUCUGGAAGCAUUAACGCACGCCAUGUGCUAUAUGUUUGGACGUGCUACCAAAGCGGUUAGUCUUUGUCCGCCAGCUUACUAUGCCGAUCUUGUGUGUGACAGAGCGCGACGAUGGUUGAGUCGGGUCUUCGAUGACAAGGCAACGUCCGCUUCGGAAGGCGAGGCAAGGAGCGAGGAAGUUCAAGUACACAAAGACUUGAAGGAUACUAUGUUCUACAUCUGA